This is a messenger RNA of Peniophora sp. CBMAI 1063, 1161 nucleotides long. Lineage: Eukaryota; Fungi; Basidiomycota; Agaricomycetes; Russulales; Peniophoraceae. The record is from the annotation of a GenBank genome assembly.
AUGGGCGCUGUCGACCCCACAAAUGGAAUCUGGGCGUCAUCUUCUUAUGCUUCUGGCUCUUCAUCGAGUCCUUGGUGGACGGUGUCAAACACCAUCGUUUGGUCUGAUAAUGGGGACGUCAGGCUCUAUGCGUACUGCGAUAUAGUAUCUCGCGUACAGAUGAUGACAUAUGCUGUCAAGCCUAUGGCGACACUCCUUAUAUCGCGCCGUCUGUACUUGAUCGCUAGCCUCCAGUCCGUGGAGCUUCCUAGUAAUGCUUCGAGAUACCGGGACAUGGCCAUCGAGUGGACGUUGGGUCUCCUCAUACCUCUUCUCGUAGCUGGUCCCAUCUACUACGUUAACCAGAGCGCCCGUUUCCAAGUCGCAGAGGGAUUUGGGUGUACUAACGCGACAGAUAGCUCUAUCUUCUAUAUCAUCGUGAUCCAGUCUUUCAACUUCCUUCCGGCCCUGCUGUCACUUACUAUCUACUAUCCGAGAGUGGCGCGGAUAUUCUACCUUCGACGCCGAGACGUCAACCGCUUCCUGCGCAGCAACACUUCAGUCUCGCGCACGAACUACUUCCGGCUCCUCAGCAUCGCAAGCCUCGAUAUUCUACUCACUCUCCCUUUCGGCCUCGUGAGCCUUGUUCUCAAAUUGACUUCGGCGCGGGUACAGGACGGUUCCUUCCCGUUCUAUCCGGGUUGGUCUGUACUUCACGAGGAUUGGACACCAAGUAGUGUCUCGUAUGCUCAGCUGAAGUCAUUUGGGGCAUCGACUAUGGCUGCCAGUUACUUCACCAUCUGGACAUCGCCUGUCCUUUCAUUCUUCAUCUUCGCCUUCUUUGGCUUGACGUCAGAGGCUCGCACGUCAUAUCGACACUUGCUUUUGGUUGUGGGUAGUAUGGUAGGCUGGAAGCCAGCCCGAGUGCAGAAUGCACAUUCAACCUUGGGUACAAUGGAGUUCGGUACUGGCCCGCAAGGAGUGUCCGACGAUGUGGAACCAGGUUCACUUCCGAGCGAUCCAUACAUCGUGGACCCAGUCAAAGAGCAUGAAGAAGAGAGUGCGAUUACGCGCUCUGACCUCGACGCGGAAAAGUCAAGCGAGUUCCGGCGAAUCCCGACCGACGAGGACCGUAGACAAAGCAAAGCUAAUGGAACGGGAAAUGACGGCCUCGCUCGAUAG